AUGCAUCGAUCCUUCCAUCCGUCCAUCCAUUCAUCCAUCCAUCCAUCCAUCCAUCCAUCCAUCCAUCCACCCAUCUGUCCGUCUGUCCUUCCAUCCAUCCAUCCAUCCAUCCAUCCAUCCAUUUUCCAUUCAUGCCUUCAGACAUGCAUCCAUGCAUCCAUGCAUCCAUCCAUCCAUCCAUCCACCCAUCUGUCCGUCUGUCCAUCGAUCCAACCAUCCAUCCAUCCAUCCGUCCAUCUUUCCAUCCAUGCCUUCAUACAUGCAUCCAUGCAUCCACCCAUCCAGCCUUCUGUCCAACAAGCAAUUCCUGGGCAUUGA
This is a messenger RNA of Lutra lutra (Eurasian river otter), 318 nucleotides long. Its product is annotated as guanine nucleotide exchange factor subunit RIC1-like. Bases 1 to 318 code for a protein of 105 amino acids. NCBI's taxonomy places the organism in Eukaryota, Metazoa, Chordata, Mammalia, Carnivora, Mustelidae. The transcript is spliced from 2 exons. The record is from RefSeq and is a predicted model, not a curated record.